AGGAGCCGAGAGUCCGGGUCUCCCCGGCCGGCCGGAGCUGCACAGCCCUCGCAGGAGCAGCCCGCCGCCCGCCCCGGCCAUGGGAGGCAGCAGCUGGAGGAGCCGGCCUGGGCCCAGUGCGGGGCAGCGAGGUGCAAAGCCCGGCAAUGUCACUAAAUGAGCCUUGCAUCAAAGACUUCUUCCUUUAAAUGAGAGGACCAGACAGGACGGUGUGAUGAACAUGCCACUGCAUCAGAUCUCUGUCAUUCCAGCUCGGGAUGUCACCUCUUCCAGAGUCUCUAGGAGUAAGACCAAAGAAAAAGAGAGAGAGGAACAGAAUGAGAAGGCUUUGGGACAUUCCGUGAGCCGUUCCAGUAACAUCUCAAAGGCUGGCAGUCCAACCUCCAUUUCUGCUCCUCAUAGCUUCUCUCGAACUUCUGUUACGCCAUCCAAUCAGGACAUCUGCAGUUCCAGUGCAGUAUUUUCUGAAUGUUGUCAUCACAGUCCAGUGCAGUCUGCUGUUGUCUUGAAAAAUCCUCACUGCCAGAAUUCUCUGACACAAGGGGUCACAGUGACAGUAAUCUGUCAGGACACGUUACAGGCAUCAAAGAGAAACUCCCAUGGGCAGGAUUGGGUCCAUGCGCUCGAGUCUGCUAAAAAUGCAAUAGCCACCCGAGCUCUUAAAUUCUCCAAGUCCCUCAACGACAUGGACCAGAAGGCACAGAGCACAACAGAGGGCUCUAACUAUGGGGAGCGAACGUGCUCUGAAAGCAAACUGACCCCGACACAGGAGCAGUGUUUAAGGAUUAACAGAUUUAAUCAGAAAGAGAAGAAAUCGCUCAAUCUCAGGCCUUCUUUUAGCAAUUCUAAACACUCUUACAUGCCAUCUCUUUCCACCACCUACUCGAGCGCUUUGGGAGCAGCUAAGAACCACCACGCGGUGCAUAUGCCUCUCCUGGAUGACAAGGUGGACAAUGAGACAUCAGCAAGAAGCAAAAAGCUGCUGCGCUACCUCUUUUCCUUCUCCCACAGCUCGAGUGCCAGCAGCCUGCAUAAGUUCCAUGAACUAGAGAGCUAUCCGAGCCACUUCCAAACUGCAAAAUCCUCCAGCGUGCUGGUGGAAAGCACAGGCUUCUGCUCUGAUGACAUGGGGGAUGAUGACGUAUUUGAGGACAGUGCCUCCGUGAGGUUGAAAUCAAAAGAGCUGCGGGCACCACUCUGUUCAGUUGAGAAAGACAGUGACUUGGACUGCCCUUCUCCCUUGUCAGAAAAAUUCCCCCCUCUUUCCCCUGUGUCCACGUCGGGAGAUGCCUGCAGGAUAUGUCACUGUGAAGGAGAUGAGGAGAGCCCCUUGAUUACCCCCUGUCACUGCACAGGAAGUCUUCAUUUUGUGCACCAAGCCUGCCUGCAGCAGUGGAUCAAGAGCUCAGACACCCGAUGUUGUGAACUCUGCAAGUAUGAGUUCAUCAUGGAGACCAAAUUAAAGCCCCUACGAAAGUGGGAGAAGUUGCAGAUGACGGCCAGUGAGAGGAGGAAGAUCAUGUGCUCUGUAACAUUCCAUAUCAUUGCCAUCACCUGCGUCGUGUGGUCUCUGUAUGUCCUUAUAGACAGGACUGCUGAAGAGAUUAAACAGGGACAGACUACUGGGAUUCUAGAGUGGCCAUUUUGGACUAAGCUGGUAGUUGUGGCUAUUGGCUUCACUGGAGGACUUCUAUUCAUGUAUGUCCAGUGCAAAGUGUAUGUACAGCUGUGGAAGAGACUUAAGGCUUAUAACCGAGUAAUAUAUGUACAGAACUGUCCAGAAACUAGCAAAAAGAGUCUCUUUGAGAAACCUGCAUUAAUGGAGCCAAACAUUGAAAAUAAAGAAAUGCUUGGGGUCCACCAUUCAGAUACAAACUCUUCACAUUACACGGAGCCUGAAGACUGUGGUGCAGAAAUCCUUCAUGUCUGAUCUUUGGGGGCCAGGGAACAGUGAGGUUUCUGUAUGUUCCUGAUGAUCAAAAGCAUCAUUCUUUACUGCAAACUGCUCUACCUUUUUAAAAUCAGCUAACAGCCUAGCACUGGCGGAUUCCUUU
Messenger RNA from Chelonoidis abingdonii (Abingdon island giant tortoise), 2054 nucleotides. It is a transcript of the gene MARCHF8, whose product is annotated as membrane associated ring-CH-type finger 8. The record is from RefSeq and is a predicted model, not a curated record. Gene Ontology annotation, molecular function: zinc ion binding. NCBI's taxonomy places the organism in Eukaryota, Metazoa, Chordata, Testudines, Testudinidae.